Chara braunii is the source of this 595-nucleotide messenger RNA. The record is from the annotation of a GenBank genome assembly. Lineage: Eukaryota; Viridiplantae; Streptophyta; Charophyceae; Charales; Characeae.
CGAGAGCGUCGAGAGGCCACAGUGGGGGCCGUAGCUUCUUUACUCAGGCGCACUGACGUGUCGUGGAGCAACAUGAGGAGGUCGGCGGCGGCUACCAGGAAGAGGCAGCCCGGGUUGGGGAGGCGAUGCUCGUUCACAUCAUUGACGAGGGAGGUGCAUGUCGUUGGGUUCGAGCAUCGUGGUGGGUUGGGUGUUGAUAUUGGGGAUGCGAGUGGACGUGGAUCUGCAGUGCGGCCAGCGCCUGGUGCACGAGUAUCGACUCACGGAUUAAGGGAGGUUUCAGAGAUCCUCGAGACAUAUGUGUUGGGGCCUCCUAGGACACAGAGACCGAUACCUCGACGAGCAUCACAUUGGGAGGGUGAGACGACUGGAGGCGAGGGGUUGGAGAUGACGCGAGGCAGACGUCGCAUGGACACCCUUAUAUCGGCAUCACGGAGGGAGAUUAGACGGGACGGCGUCACGGUGGUUGAUGACGAUCGCACCGACGCCGAUGCAGAAGAGGUUGACAGAGAGGAUGACCUUUAGAUACUCGAGGCACGCAGGACAACAUUGGAGGUCGGCGAGCGGCAGACCAUGAGCCCGCCUACAAGCGCUG